Molecule: messenger RNA, 1775 nt
Organism: Strigops habroptila (Kakapo)
Lineage: Eukaryota; Metazoa; Chordata; Aves; Psittaciformes; Psittacidae
Gene: ZCCHC17
Product: zinc finger CCHC-type containing 17
Exons: 8
Coding region: 175-981 (268 amino acids)
Biological process (GO): RNA stabilization
Molecular function (GO): zinc ion binding; RNA binding
Source: RefSeq, a predicted model, not a curated record
UCUUCACGGUGAAGGAGGGGGGUGUGGAGGGGCAAAAUGGCGGCGGGCGGGAGGCACUGAGGCGGGCGCUGACGGGACUCCGUGUCAGGGCCCGGCUCCGCCUCGGGCUCAGCGCAGCUUCCCGCGUAUGGCGUCGGCUCCCCGCGGCGGCAUCUCCCCGCCCCCGGGUGGUGGAUGUGCUGUGCCCUGAGUGAAUUCAGCUGCUGUGGGGAGCUCCCACCUGGACAACACGAGGCUGCAGCCAUGGAGGUGCUGCCCGAGCUCUACAGCAUCUUCCAGGGAGAGGUUGCUGCUGUGACAGAAUAUGGGGCCUUCAUCAAAAUCCCAGGCUGCAGGAAACAAGGCCUUGUCCACAGGACCCACAUGUCCUCCUGCCGCGUGGAUAAGCCCUCGGAGAUAGUGGAUGUUGGAGACAAAGUGUGGGUGAAGCUCAUUGGGAAAGAGGUGAAGGAUGACAAGCUGAAGCUUUCCCUCUCCAUGAAGGUUGUUAACCAAGGCACAGGAAAAGACCUCGAUCCAAACAAUGUUUCCCUUGAUCAGGAUGAGAGGAAAAGACGCACGUUCAGAGACUACACGAGUCAGAAGAUCACACUUGAAGCUGUCCUCAACACUGUGUGCAAGAAGUGUGGGUGCAAAGGUCAUUUUGCCAAGGAGUGUUUUGUGCAGCCUGGAGGUACCAAAUACAGCCUCAUUCCAGAAGAGGAAGAAGAGGAAGUGGCAGCAGGAGGACAUGAAAGACACAAAAAGACCAGCCUGGCUGAUGAGCCUUCAAAGAAAAGGAAAAAGGAGAAGAAGAAGAGGAAGAAGCACAAGCAUCAGCCCUCCUCUUCCUCCUCCUCCUCCGAGUCGGCCUCGGACAGCUCAGACUCGGACAGCGACGGGGCUCAACCAGCCAGCAAGAAGAACAAGCACUCGGCGAAGGGCAGCAAGGCCCAGAAGAAGAAGAAGAAGAAGCAGAAGAAGCAUAAGAAGAAGCCCUGAGGCUGAGCAGGCUGGUGGUGGGGUACCAGCGGUGUGAGCCCCUGCUGUGCACCACGAGGAGUGAGCAGAGCUGAACAGCACAGCCACCCUUAAACAGCCUUUCAUCCGCUUUGGGAUGCUCUGCCCCAUGCCUUUCCAGUGGGAGGUGUGUUCCACAGCACCCACCUCGGAGUAAUCUCCACCUGGGAGCUCUGGGUGUGUAACUCUGGGUGUGCAGUGGGGCAGGGUUGAGUUGAUCCCAGUCCUGCCCUGUUACUUUAGGUGCAGGAGGCUGUUGUCUCCCAUCCACAGGCUCCAUAUACCCCUUCCUCAGCACCAAUCCUGGCUGCAGCCUCGUAUCCCAUGGGUGCUGCCAGUGCUGGGAGCUCUCUGGAUGUGGGGCCUGCAUGACACCAACCCCUUCAUUGCGUGGGAAAGGUGGAGCAGCUCAGCCAUGCUCUGCCUGCCCAUCCCUGCACCGUGUCCUGUGUCCUCCCAUCCCAGCACCAUAUCCUGUGUCCCCCCAGUGCAGAGCCUCUUGGCUUUUAGGCUUAAACCUUCCCCUUUAUGUUGGCUGCAAACACUGGGAGGGGAAAAGGAAGGAGCAAAGAGGUGAGUGGAGAUAUUUGAAGUAAACAUUAACUGUGGUGUGUUGGCACCGUGGUAAGUGAUGGAAAAUCAACCUCUCCAACCUCCGGCUGCACUUUGUACCUGGUCUUGUCCUUUGUGUGUUCUACGCUUGGUCUUGGGCAGUGAAAGAGUCGGGGUAGGGCUGUGGGAGGGAGUGAGACCUGCAUUAAAGGGGGUGUUUGAAA